GUGGUUGAUUCUAACUGACAAUCGAUUGCUCACUUGAUCACUGUUAUUGUGAGUGCUUUUAUUCGCGUUUUAAGCGACGAAAUUGGUAUUAUAGCGCAUUUUUCUUGAACGUUUACAAAAUACAGUAAGUAAACUAUUUAUUUUAUCGUUUCUUAUGUUUCAAAGCGUCGCUUGUAGUGCAUUUUUGCUCCUUGAAUUAAUAUGAUUGCAGACCGAAUCGGGAAUGCACGUUGGCGCCACAGCCGCCACUUCUACAUUUCAACUUACUACUUUUGUGCUGAGACUAUACUCUGAAUUUAAAUGUGCUUUGAAUAUUGGCUAGUAUUGUACCGUUGCAAUGUUUCUAACUGUUUGAAAAAUGGCGUUUAUUUGUACCGUAGAAUGCGUCAUAUAAUUGUCAUAUAAUUUCCGAUGGGGAGCCCGCUAAAAUACUGGCCUUACUGAACCGCUACUUUGUUAGACAAAUCUUCGUGCUUUCCUCUAUUUUUCCUUUAUAGUUUAUGCCAUUUCGACUUUGACUGUUUUACACUAUUAAACUACUUUCGUUGGUUGAAAGUUGAAUCUUUCAAGUUGAUAUCAAGCGGCAACUGAAUGUUUUUUUUAAGCAAAUGUACAUUGUACAGUACACUAGCGCCGAUAAACCUGCAUCUAAAUCGAGUAAAGACAAUACAUUGAGUAAUGCAAAUCGUUAAAAAUUUGCACAGCAUUAAUGGUAGCUUUGCUACUGGCUGAUGGUAGCAGAAGUUGCUAAUGGAUUUACAAAGUGAGGAGGAAGGGACUAGCUUCCCAUUUUGCAUUUUGUCCCAAUGGCAUUGUUUUCAUUUUGUCUGUUUUAGCAUGGCAGUUGGGUUUAGCACUAUUUUCCAUCCAGCAAACCGCCCUGUCGAUUUUCUAAAGCCGUUUCUUUUUGGAUUUUUUCAUUAAUUCGGUUAGGGUUAGAAUUAGGGGUGCGGCUAGGGUUAGGGGUUAGAGUAGGGGUAGGGUUUGGGGUAGUUACAUAGCCAUUUAACACCUCUUCCAUCUUCCGAAAAUGAUGGCAGGUCAGUUUGCUGGAUGGAAAAUAGUGCUAACCGGCAGGUGCACGAUUAUAUCCCAUGUUUUGUGCAUGCAUGGAUAUGUUUCUUUUUUAUUUUGAGCCCAUGCAAUCACAAGCUUUUAAUUAAUGAACCCUUUAUACAGAAUAGUAUAUUACCACAGAGUAGAUACAUAUACAGAGUUAUAACUAGUGUACCCACUGUUUUUGUGCGUGUGUUUGACAAGUUACUAGAUGCAUGCAUCCCAUUCAUGCAAGUCUUCAACUUUGCGAUACCAGAUUUUAAAUUUGGAUACUGGAAAUCACAAGCUCAGUAUCCUGAGGGAUACUAAGCUCAGUAUCCUGAGGGGAUACUGACAAAAAUUCUGGCCACAACUGAUAUUUCUCAACAAAAGCCGUUGAAAAUAAUACAACAAGAUAAACAAAGUGAAGGCAAUCGAAUUUGACUGAGCAGGAUUAGGAAAGACGUGCUCAAAAAAGUGCCAAAGCCAAGCAAAGUAUGAAGAAACAAAGCGUUGUCAAAAAUGUAAAAUGGUUUCGAUCCGUAAGCCCGGAUCUUCAUCAGUGCUAAUAAUAUGAUGAAGAUGAAGAAGAUAAAGAAGAAGAUCUUCACUGUUUUAUCACCAUGCAAACAUACAAAGAACUUAAUGUAAAAUGACUUGAAAAAAUCCUUUCCAUGCAUGGGUAACGCUCGUGAACGAAAAGAUGUUUUGCAAAUGUGGGGUAUUAGAUUUUAUGGGUGGAUACCAGACUUUUAGUUGCUAGUAUCCCGUUGGAUAGUAUACUGUUGAAAAAUUCAAGCCCUGCAUUGGAUGACGGCUCUCUUUAACUGCUUGUGGAACUUAGCAAGCAUGCAGUUGAUCAUUUUUUGCCUGUUGCGUGAAAAAAAUGGAUACUGGUACAUAAAAACGUAAGUUUCCGCAGUGUUUAUGAUGGCCAGUUACACCUCUGUAAUUGUAUCUACUCUGUGAUAUUACUGUAUAUUUUUAACCAUGCUCCCCCAUGCAUUUAGGCUUUUCAAAAAUGAAAAUCCUGCAUAUUCUGAACCCUUCAUUUUACCAAAGUGCACCCCAAUGCAUUCAUUAUACCCAAUCAUGUCCAAGAAAUUUUCAGCAUUUGAUCCGAUCUGCUCUUGAUAUGGCAGCUAGAUUGAAACCUCUUGUACACUAUUAAACGUAAGGGACUGGUCAUUAAUAAUGGGAGGGGGUGGUGGGUGAUAAAUACCAAAUAUUGAACAUUUUUUAGAGCCGCCCCAAUCAAAAGACCUUUAUUUUCAAAAUGCCCCCAUCUUCAUCUAGAAAACUAAAUUAGGACCCGGCCCCCUCCAACAUUUAAUUUGUUACAAAGGUUCUAUUUUUAAUAAAUCAGUUACUAUAAAAUUAUACCAAAAGGUGUCCUUUGAAUGGUGAAGUCUAGCUAUUUUGCAUUGUUUUAUAUUUAUAACAUUAAUUUAAAAUUAGUUUUUAAUUAAGAAUAUAUUUUAUUAAAUUCAUCCAUACAUAAGACAGACUAAAUAUUUAAGAUGUAUUCGAGUCAAACUGUUUCAUUCUAUUAUAUAAAAUGUAACAUAAUUAUAGUAACUUUUUUAUUUGUUUUAUAAUAUGUUUUCAAUAUUAAAAAAUUGGGGUCCAGCCCCUAAUAUAUGUUACAAUUAAUAUUUUUCAGUUUGAGGCUGCCCCCAAUUCAGGCAAAAGUAGUUGAAGCCACCCCCUUUUCUCACCCAGUAACAUGCUGUAAUUUACAGUUUCUAAUUAUUAAGAUUUUAUUCUAGUUCACAAUGAGCAACAUCACAGUUACAGUUACAACUGGAGCCUCCACUAGGUGAGUGUAAAAAAAAAUCUAAUUGGAAUUCCUAUGGGAAUUUUUAUUGGAAAUAAAAAUUGGCCCAAAUUUCAAUUGGAACCAAUUGGAAUUCCAAUAGGAAUUUUAGAUUUGGAAUUCCAAUAGGAAUUUAAAUUUUCCUGUUGGAAUCCAUCAAAUUUCGGACAGAAAAACUCGUUCCAAUUGUAAUCAUGCAUGCAAAGGCGCUGCUGCAGCCCGAUUUCCGGUUCUGAAAGGCCCGAUUUCAGGCAAACAGUGCAUGCAAAACAGGCUGGUCAUUUCCCAUUGUGUAACUGCCCCGGCCCGCCACACUUAAACCCCACACUCAAGUAACCACAAAGACUCACAGACGUUGCUUUGCAACAUCUGUGAGUAAAAAAUGCAUUCCAAUUGAAUUUUUUCAUAUGGGUUUUUAUGCCGACUAUCAUAAAUUAAUUUUUUCUGCUUUAAAUUAUUUUCAGUGUUGAGUGUGAUGUGGAUCGAACAUAUUAUCCUCACCUCCUUUUGAUACCUGCUGUAAGUCUUGGUUGUUUCAUUUCUUUGAUACUUUAACCUAGACGAUAAGACGAUCGAGUAAAAUUGUUUGACUUUAAUGGACAAUAAAAUAAUGGUAUUUCAUUGUACUCAUGCAGUGUCCAACACCAAACGAUUUAAAUUUAAUGGAUCUGUCUAAUGCCAGAAAAUUUUACUCCUCAAAGGGAGUCUGAGGCUGGCACUCAAUAUGGAUUAAAAAUAUAAUGAAUUUUAAAGAAAACAUUUCUAGACUGCAAACAGUCUCAGUGACCUUUAAAGGAAUUUAGCUAGGAGCUGCGACUGCAGUCACAACACAUGCAUGAAAUUUAAAGUUCAGAACUCAAUCACUGGUGUUGCAUGUUCAUAACUGAGUCCUAUAAGCAAGCUUAAGCAAUUAGGCGGCAUUUUUGUCACCAUGCACCUAUGUCACCUGAAAAUUGGUGUACGUAAACUAAUUUUGGUGGCAUGUUUUGCAUCAUUAAGCGCUUGUGGAACUGGAAGCAAAAAGCUUUAAAAAUCUUAUGUUUUGUCAUACAGGUAUGUGUUGAAGAUUAAUUACUACAAACUCAGAUACAAAUAGGACGCACUGGGGCGCAAUACGGCUCAAUGGGUUAACUAGAGACAUUGUCAAUGGAUUAACUAUAGAGACACUGUUUUUGGUUAACCCAUUAAGCUGCAGACUGCUUCCCCACUGACGAGUAAAAUUGUCUCAAAUUUGCGGCUUAAUGGGUUAAGGCAAGCUCACUAUUUAAUUAAGGGACUCAAUCACCUAGCUGACUGAGUCGGCUGCUACUGCGAGCUUAAAUUAAUAGCUUAUUUCCUCCAUCUGAAGAAAAACCAUUUUAAUUAUUACUACAGUCUUUGCAUGUAUAUCAUUGAUAAGUAAAAUGGAAAAUCUAUUUUAGGGAAUAAUUAUUGCCAUAUUGGCAUUUUUACAACAAAGAAGAAGUUUUAAGAAAGAAGUUUGGGGAGGUCGACCUGGAAUUGUUGUGUGAGUAUUAAGGCCAUUUCUGUGUGAGUAUUAAGGCCAUUUUUCUUGCAACUUGCAAUGCAGUUCCACUCUUGAGAGAUGUUAAUUAGUGAAAUCAGUGAAGAAUUUUCGAUAUGUUGAGAAAACAUCAGCGGAGUGUAAUGAAGACUCGUAUUUGGCAAUUUUACAUCUCUCAAGAGUAGAAUUGCAUUGCAAGUUGCAGGAAAAAAUGCACUGUGUAACAUGGCC
Paramuricea clavata is the source of this 4586-nucleotide messenger RNA. The record is from the annotation of a GenBank genome assembly. NCBI's taxonomy places the organism in Eukaryota, Metazoa, Cnidaria, Anthozoa, Malacalcyonacea, Plexauridae.